AUGGACCUUCGGACUCCUCUCGGACUCUACAGCUUUGCCCGAGAGCGAGAACACUUGGCAAAUCCAACCUGCAGCUUUGAGCGUCAACGACUGCUAACAUCUCAUGCUACCAGCAGACUGACACUCAGCCAGGUAUUGUCUGGUCAUAGAGGAUGUGUGAAUGCUCUUAGAUACGAGCCAGGCCCACCAUCCUCAAAGAACAGUCCGGCACCAACCAAACUCCUAUCUCGAUUCCCUACAGGCCAUCGCGCAAACAUAUUCAGUGCCAAAUUCAUGCCUGCUACAGGCGACGCGGUCGUCCUGUGCUGUGCUGGUGACGGUGACGUAAAAGUUAUCGACAUCUCCAUCGGUGCUUCCCGACAGACACUACGGUCAACGUACUCUUGUUUUAGAGAUCGUGCUAAAAGAAUCGUUACCACGCCUGGAGAUCCAAACGUAUUCAUCGCAUGUGGAGAAGAUGGCACCGUACGGAGAUUCGACUUACGAACACCUCAUCGAUGCACUACAAGCAAUCGCAGUUGUCCUGCUCCAAUUAUCGACUUGUCAGAUCACUCUAUCGAGCUCAACACCAUCUCGCAGAGUCAUUUGAAUACGAAUUACGUGGCUGUUGCUGGUGCGGAUCCUCAUAUGUACCUUUAUGAUGUGCGGUCGGCAAAGGUGCCAGUAUCAAAGUUUCGCCCGUCGUCAGUUAAAGCAUCAGGGAAUAUAACCGCGUGUAAAUUCUCAGAGUAUAAUGGAAGGGAGCUGCUUGGAAGUUGGCACAAUGACCAUAUAUACUUGUUUGACAUCUCUUCAUCGGCUGCUGUUGGAAACUUUAUAUCACCAGGCUCAACAUUCAGACACUCUUCCAUUCGGCAACGGGUCAAAGUCGAUACUGCUCAACCAUCUCCUUUUCCACAACCGAUAAAAACAGAUCCAAUAGCUUCCCUUAUCGAUUUAUUCCAACAAGCAGCAUUGGAGUAUGAAGUAAACAAAGAUUACGAAGCAUCCAUCACACAUCUCUCAAAAGUCGCUCAAGUACUCAACGAGAAAAAGAUGCUCAAAUCAUCAAAGUCUCAAAAAAUGUGUGCCAUGGCACGUCGAAACAUGGCUAGAGCGUAUCUGGCAUGGGGCGCAUCCGAUUUUGAUAAGAUAGAGUCGUCAACAACAACAACGGUAGUGGUUAAACAGCCUGAAAGUCCAUUGAAACGAAAACGAACUGCCACUACUGGUACAGAAGAUAAUGAUAUAGACAUGAUACCAAACUUGGAACCAGACUCUUCAUCUCCACCCAUAUUUAUUAUAACACCAUCAAAAGAAGGAGAAGCAGGUGACGGAUACCAAAACACAAACAUGGUAAUCCUGCAACGACUCAUGAAUGCUGGGUCGGAAGCUACAGAGGCCAUGGAAUAUGCUGAUUCGAAUGUGGCUCCGUCGCUUGUACUUCGAGUUGCAUCAUCAUGGGCUGUAUAUAUUGUUGAUCCAAGCUACAAGGAAGGAAGCAUUGAACAAGCUGAAAGCGAUCUGGAUGGUAUUGAUUGGCCAGUUGAUGACAAACUCGCUGAUGCAAUCGUCGAUGUCACGAACGGUGUCAUGAAUAACGGAGAUGCGGAAUCGUUUUUGAAUUGGAUGUGUGACCAUCAAUCUAAACUUGAGGUUCCGGAAUCAUGCAGUAUCAGUACUGAUGUACGAGUACAGGAAAUCAACGAUCCAGAUGGGAAAUUGAAGCAUGUUGUCGCUGCUGCUGAUGCCGAUGAUGAUGAGGAAGGAGCUGAUGAUGAUUGGGAUGCGUUUAAUGAUAUGGAUGCGAAUGAGGGAGGAGAGGGCAAUAUGGAAUCAUCGGAUGAAUCGGGAAGUGAUUCGGAAUUGAUGCCGUCAAGGAGGAAUCGGGUGGCGUUUCCACAGACAGAGUUGAUUUCUACGUAUACCCAAAAGUAUAGUGGACAUAUCAAUUCGCAGACUGUCAAGGAUGUGAAUUUUAUUGGGCAUGAUUCGAGUCUUGUUGUUAGUGGGAGUGAUAAUGGAUUGUUUUUUAUCUGGGACAAGAAGACUUCGCGGAUCUUGCAAAUACUACGUGGUGAUGAGCAAGUAGUGAAUGUCGUUGAGUCUCAUCCAUAUCUGCCAACUGUCGCUGUAUCUGGAAUUGAUGAUACCGUCAAACUAUUCGAACCCAUAUACCCAAAACAAGCCUCCGAACAAAUCACCACUUCAGCACCCUCAUCAUCAUCCACCACCUCAUCAACUCCCCAACCCACAACAAACUCAUCUCCACGCCUAUCACACCGUUCAAUGGGCCUCUCACACCGGCUCCGCACAGCAUCAAACGCAACCACCCCAUCUCUCACACAACCAUUCACGAGCGAUGCGUCAACGACCUUCCCAGGCGGUACCUUCGCCAGUGAAGCUGGACUACCCGUAUCAAGCUCACUCUUGCAGCACCAGGAUGCGAUUGUCGCCGAGUCUGAUGAGAGGAGGAAUGAUCAGGAUGGAGAGUUGGUUAUUACGAGAAGUAUGUUGAGAAGUUUAUUGUCUACGAUGGGGAGACAGAGGGGUAGUGGUGCGGGUAGUAGUGCUACUGGUGGGCAAGGCGGCGGAGGUGGUGGUGAUGAGGAGGAAGAGGAUGGCGAAUGUCCUGUACAGUAA
Molecule: messenger RNA, 2622 nt
Organism: Synchytrium microbalum
Lineage: Eukaryota; Fungi; Chytridiomycota; Chytridiomycetes; Synchytriales; Synchytriaceae
Exons: 8
Coding region: 1-2622 (873 amino acids)
Biological process (GO): negative regulation of fatty acid biosynthetic process
Cellular component (GO): cytoplasm; Cul4-RING E3 ubiquitin ligase complex
Molecular function (GO): protein binding
Source: RefSeq, a predicted model, not a curated record